AUGCAGCUCCUCCGCAUCCUGGACUAUUUCUGUGUAGAAAGUAGCGGGGUGAAGGUUCGCAAUGGUGGCGCCGGAGGCAACAGCCGCAACGCCGACUGGAUGGGCUCCCUGUGUCCCGCCCUCACCUCCAUGCCCCUCAGGUACCUGGCGGUUCCAGGCUCCCACGACUCGUUCAGUUUCUGGGUGGACGAGGAGGCUCCGGUGGGCCCGGACCAGACGGCAGUGGUCAAACACUUAGCGGUGGUGUUCCGGCUGCUGGCCAAGAAGGUGAUGAAGAAGUGGUCCAUGACCCAGAAUUUGACCUUUCGGGAGCAGCUGGAGGGCGGUAUCCGCUACUUUGACCUGCGGGUGUCCUCUAAGCCGGGUGAGCCAGGGUACGAGGUCUACUUCAUCCACGGCCUGUUUGGCCUCAAGGUGCGAGAUGGCCUCGGUGACAUCGACGCGUUCCUCAGCGAGCACCCCAAGGAAGUGGUCUUCCUGGACUUUAACCACCACUACGCCAUGAGCGAGGACCACCAUCGCUACCUCAUUGCCACACUGCAGGAAGUGUUUGGCCCCAAGCUCUGCAAAGUCAAUGUUGUGGAGGACAUCACACUGGACUACCUGUGGAAACGCAAGUACCAGGUGAUAGUGUUUUACCACCACCCAUGUGCGGAGAAGCGGCCCUUCCUUUGGCCGGGCAGUAAGAUCCCAGCCCCCUGGGCCAACACCACGGAUGCCUGCAAGCUGAUCCAGUUCCUGGAGACGACGCUGGGCGAACGCUCGCAACACGACACCUUCCAUGUAUCCCAGGCGAUCCUUACACCCCGUGUCAAGACCAUUGUCAGGGGCCUCAUCCAGGGUCUCCGUGACCACCUAGUGGAGAGGAAUCUGCCCAUCAUAAUGACAUGGGUGGAGGCUCAGAAACCCGGAGUCAACGGUGUCAACAUCAUCACCUCUGACUUUGUAGAGCUGGUAGACUUUGCCUCCACUGUAAUUAAGCUCAACAACCUGUUGUUGCCAAACCUUCCCCUGAUGUGA
Molecule: messenger RNA, 1020 nt
Organism: Scleropages formosus (Asian bonytongue)
Lineage: Eukaryota; Metazoa; Chordata; Actinopteri; Osteoglossiformes; Osteoglossidae
Product: PI-PLC X domain-containing protein 2-like
Exons: 4
Coding region: 1-1020 (339 amino acids)
Biological process (GO): lipid metabolic process
Molecular function (GO): phosphoric diester hydrolase activity
Source: RefSeq, a predicted model, not a curated record